AUGAAGGGUUCCACUCUCUUCAAUGCCGCGCUCGUCGCUGGCAGCGCCACUGCGGCCGUCCACAAGAUGAAGCUUGAGAAGAUCUCUCUCGACGAGCAGCUUGCUGGCAUGACCAUCGAGCAGCACGCUGAGCGCCUCACCCAGAAGUAUACCGGCAAGAGCCAGAACCGCAUGGGCGAGAUGUUCAAGGAGACUUCCAUCCGUCCCCAGAAGGGCCACCCGGUCGCUGUUGACAACUUCCUCAACGCCCAAUACUUCUCCACCAUCGAGAUCGGCACUCCUCCGCAAGAGUUCAAGGUUGUCAUGGACACUGGUAGCUCCAACCUGUGGGUGCCCAGCCGCGACUGUGGAUCCAUCGCCUGCUACCUGCACUCCAAGUACGACCACGGCGAGUCGACCACAUACAAGAAGAACGGCUCCGACUUCGCCAUCCAGUACGGUUCCGGCAGCCUUGAGGGUUACAUCAGCCAGGACACCGUCGCCCUGGGUGAUCUUACCAUCAAGAACCAGCUCUUCGCUGAGGCCACCAACGAGCCUGGUCUCGCUUUCGCCUUUGGCCGCUUCGACGGUAUUCUCGGCCUUGGUUACGACACCAUCUCCGUCAACAAGAUCCCUCCUCCAUUCUACAACCUGGUCGACCAGGGAUUGAUUGACGAGCCCGUCUUUGCUUUCUACCUCAGCGACACCGCCAACUCUGGCUCCCAGUCCGAGGCUGUCUUCGGUGGCGUCGACGAGAACCACUACACCGGUCCCAUCACCAAGAUCCCUCUCCGCCGCAAGGCUUACUGGGAGGUUGACCUCGACGCCAUCACCUUCGGCGACCAGACCGCUGAGAUCGAGAACACCGGUGUAAUCCUCGACACCGGCACUUCCCUCAUUGGUCUCCCCAGCGCGUUCGCUGAGCUCCUCAACAAGGAGAUUGGCGCCAAGAAGGGCUUCAACGGCCAGUACACCGUCGACUGCAAGGCCCGCGACACCCUCCCCGACCUCACCUUCACCUUGACCGGCCACAACUUCACCAUUGACGCCCACGACUACAUCCUUGAGGUCCAGGGCAGCUGCAUCAGCGCCUUCAUGGGCUUCGAUGUCCCCGCCCCUGCCGGUCCUCUUGCCAUCCUCGGCGAUGCUUUCCUCCGAAAGUGGUACUCCAUCUACGACCUGGGCAACAACGCCGUCGGUCUCGCCAAGGCCAAAUAA
Messenger RNA from Dissoconium aciculare CBS 342.82, 1197 nucleotides. RefSeq names its product Asp-domain-containing protein. The record is from RefSeq and is a predicted model, not a curated record. The transcript is spliced from 3 exons. Gene Ontology annotation, cellular component: fungal-type vacuole. The coding region runs from base 1 to 1197 and encodes 398 amino acids. Gene Ontology annotation, biological process: proteolysis. Lineage: Eukaryota; Fungi; Ascomycota; Dothideomycetes; Mycosphaerellales; Dissoconiaceae. Gene Ontology annotation, molecular function: aspartic-type endopeptidase activity.